AUGGACUGGUUUAACAAGUCAAUCAAGCUGACCAAAGGCAUUCUGAGUCAGAAUAACGGCGGCGUGGCGACGAGUACUAACACAGACAUAGUCACAGACACAGUCACAGAUACGGACACAAACGCAGCCACGAGUAUAGACCCAGACACGAAUGAACACACACACACGAGUAGGUCUGUGGGUACUGCGCAUGGGACAGCUUCCGGUGCACUGUGGUCGAGUGAUUCGAGGCGUACUGAUAAGGGCACCAAAUCAGCAACGAAAUCAGUCACGGAAACAAAAACAAAAACAGAAACAGGAAUAGGAACACAUCCGCUCCCCCCGGCUUUGCAAUGUAUUUACGACAGAGCCGUCGAAGCCAUGGCGAAGGACUUGGUAGGUAAGCACAAUCACGGGGGAAUGAAGGAUGAAUCGUUGCACGACAGCAGUGAAACGUCAGACACGGAUGUCGGAUUGUCAAAUUCGGCUGCCGGUCGCUCAAGUACGUACAGUGGCCGGUCAGACUCGCAUGCUGGGGAGGUGGUUACCAAUGGAGGCAAACCAGCGGAGUGUACAACGGCUGCCCUGGAAAGUAGCCGCACAUUCGACUGCUUUAGCGGAGAGUUCUUGUCGUAUGCGGCACAGCACAGCACCGUCCACGCUGAGGCUGAUGUGGGGGUGUUGGAGGGGGUGAGAGAUGAACUGCAUGUAUACGUGCUGCAGCUACCAGCAAGCCGUAGUAGAGAUGGGCGAGGGGAGGCGGAGGAACCCCCGGGGAUCGAAACAGGUCGUGGUAGAGGACAAUUAAGGAGGAAUGAGACACUAGAAGGCUUGGCGUAUAUAUGCGGUCUUCUCAAGUGCCUGCUGGUUAUGAGUGAGUGUGGUAUCAAUCAGAGACGUAUAGCAUCGAGUCAGACAGGCAAAACUGUAUUAACGCUGCUGCAAUGGGCUGUUGCGCAGGUGACACAAUCAGGCCAAUCAUUGGUACCAGACGUUCCCGGUCAGACUGUGGCGAGAUCCACGAACAGUAGUCGCGUACACACAGACCCGCAGGAUACCAUACGCCCAGCCAAUGGUGGGGUUGAGACAGGGAGCGAUACAGACAGACGCGACAGCGCGAGCGCAGCGGAGGGCCAGCACGUGGGACUGGCUGUGGGAGAGAUGGCUCUGCUGAACGAGAUAGUGGUGGUGAGUAUGCGGCUAUGGCAGCGGUUGUGUGGGGUGAGCGAUCGAACACGCACGCGUGCACACGCGGAGAAGGGCGUACGUGUGCCGCAACAGGGGCGUCAGAACACGUGGGAUGCGAAUACCGGGACGGAAAGCGGGACGGGAGGUCAAGGGGCGGAGCCGAGUGAUGCACCGGCGGCAGAGGACGAACAGGUGUGGCUGGACGGAUGGAGUGAGCGUACAUUUGGUGUAGGUGUCUUCGGGUGCAAGGCCAGCAACCCGCUUGGCCUGGUUGGUCGAAUGUGUGGCAGUGAUUCAGCCCAGACCGGUACACAGGCUUACACACAGAUACGCAGGCACACACACUCACCGGUGCGUGCCCCGGGGUCGUCUCAGAUACACGCACAGCCACAGCCUAAAGGAUCUGAUAUGUCGGUUGUGUUUGAUACUGGACCAGUACAACCUACCCAGAGCAUGCCAUACCCCGCAGAGGUAGGAGAUACGGCCGCGCAGGGGUGUGAUGAGAUGUCAGGACAUGGUACCGCACGAAGGUGUGAGGAUGAGCUCAUACAUGGGACGUGCGAGAGAGUGAGCUGUACCGAGGCACAGGGUAUCAGGUACAACCACGCGCAGGUGAUGGAUAUGCUGGUGGCGUGUGUGGAACUGUGGGAGGGGCUGGCCAGUGUGCACGCGGCGCAUGGGUGUAUAGGCACACACGCAGACGUGCACGGAGACACACAGACAGCCAGCCGAACACACACACACACGGCGGCAGAGGUGCUAUGUGGAACAUCACCACCACCACCCGUAGACGUACAUGAGGACGUACGAGACACGGCAGGUACGAGCCAGACGCACACCACACACACACCACAACUCGGGUCUGCACGCACUGCGAGUGUGGGGCCAAGCCGAACCCACAUCACACAGACCGAGAAACUGGUAUACACACCCCAUGUGGCGGUAGGUACAAGGCAGCUCUGGCGCGAAAGCUUGUUCACGGCCGAAUGUAUGGGAAGGGCCUCCUACUACGAUGUGGCCACGGAGUGUGUGGUUACCAUGGCAACGUGUCUGGCCAACGGCGAGCAGGAGCAGAGGGACGUGUUUGCGGUGCGUGGGGGCUGGCAGAAACUGAUCCAAACCAUCGGACCACGUGGCCACACACGGGGACUAAUACCAACACGUGAACAAGCACAGUCACGGGUACAGACACGUGCACGCUCGUGUAUGGACAUAGCAGAAGGUACCCGAGUGAGCCUGGAGGUGUCGCUGCAACUGCUCGUGGUGAGGUUUGUGGUGGUGUUCGCGUGCGAGGCCGAGUAUGUGGUCGGUCAGCGCGUGGUAACCAAUCAGAUGGCCGCGAUGGAACAAUGCGGGGCGCCGGGAACCAAUGAUAUCCCUCUGAAAGACGGGGGCGGCGUGGGUGAUGAGUCGUAUUUGAAUGAGGCCCUGAGCAGUCACCUGACUCGGUUGUUGCUGUGGGUCAGUUAUCAGGACCACACCCUGGCCAAUACCGAUGCGCGUCUGCAUGCCGGUGCGAAUGAUGGACCUGCGUGCGGGGAGUAUCGUGCAAACCCGCCAACGAGCAAUACCAAUAGCAACGGAUUGCUUGCCUUUGGCCGCUCAGGUAUUUCAAGUGUGAUGUGGGGAGGGGAUGUGAACCGGUGUACAGAUUUGAGCAUUGUAUGGGACUGUUAA
Messenger RNA from Sphaeroforma arctica JP610, 2844 nucleotides. RefSeq lists its product as hypothetical. Lineage: Eukaryota; Ichthyosporea; Ichthyophonida. The transcript has a single exon. The record is from RefSeq and is a predicted model, not a curated record. Bases 1 to 2844 code for a protein of 947 amino acids.